AAAAAAACGAAGUAAGAGUUUGGACUGGGCAGGAAACCGAUAUAUAGGUAUAGAGUAUAUUAAACCGGCCUUAGCCGCUGCGUAUUUCUCGCCACAGUAUCGCAACUGACCCAGCGUAUAAGAUGGACGUAUUUGGGGAUAGUUAUGGAUCAGGUCCAUACUCCGGAAGCCGUCGAAGCCACCAUGGGUUUGAUGGGUCAAAGCCGGUCCACUUCAACCCCUUCAGGGGAAGCUUGAGCGACGACGAGGAUGGCUUUGAAGACUUCGAGGACUCUGAUGAUGAUAACUCGGCGUACGAAGAGUCUGCCCUGGCUUACGCGGCCGGGCCUAUCCAGCCCCCGGUAUACCCGCUGCCGACGGCGGCGGGGAUCUGGUAUGGCGAACAUUACGAGAAGCUGUCCAUCAACAGGCGGUUCCAAGCUGUCAUCCGCGAAUGUGAGGAUUACUACAAAAGCCGCCCAGGAUUCAACGGAUCAGCGGAACAGACCGAAAAGCUUCGUAUUUUCAUACAGAGAGCUCUCCAGGCAAUCCAUAUGGGGCGACAUUUCCACGCCUGUACUUAUCCUCUUGAUUAUACAAAUGAAGAUGAGAAAAAAAGAACCCCAGCGCCUCGCUAUGUAUCAGCUACUUGGAAGGACCUACUUUAUCAGCAGAAAGGGUGUCAUGAGGAUGUUAACGACCCGCCAUUUAACAAGCCGUCCUUUGACAAGGUCAGGACAGCCCUGGGGGGAGGGAAUGUUCCUCUAUCGGGAGGCGCGCGGGAUCCGAGUACUUUCGGUAAUAUCCGGGGCGGCGCUGCCUCGACCCCUUCGGACGCAACCUUCAGUAGCAGGAGGAGUCGUAAUCUGAAGAGGCGGUUCGAUCUCCAAUGGACGAGGCCAAGACAGACUUGGGGAGAGGCCCGAGUAAACUCCAACUUGGACAAGGGCAAUCUCGUCGACAAGCUUGCCGACCUGAAAAUCAAGGGGCCUCUGAUGUAUCCCUCUUCGGAUCUCGAUGAGGCGCUACGCGCUAGGCUCUCGAACCGGCUCAAGGCCGUGAUCGCCACGAACAGCCCGCAUUACGAAAGCGCCAAAACGAUUGCAGAUACCAACCUCAUUCGUUCCACGAUAUCGAACCUUGAGCGGGCCGUUGACAUGGGCAGGGUCAACGGGGAGGCGUUCCUCAAGGAUUUUGUUUCGAAAGCGGUAUCGGGCAGGAGCCGAUUCAGAUUCGUGAACCCGACUUCAGGAACCGAGCGAUUCAGCGGGGCGCUAGCCGAGGUUUUCGACGUGACCAUUGGCCAUCUCAUCAUCGUUUUCCUUUGUAACAAGCUCCUGGAACUAGAUAAUCAAGGCAUCACCGAUUUGAUCCAGGCGGAGAUUGGAUUCCUAGAGAGCCUAAGGAGGCAAGAGGAGAUCUGGGGAGAGUUCGACUUAUUCCAAAUCAGCUGGAAGGCCAUCGGAGAAAACGAUAGGGACGUGGUCGCUCGCCGUGUUCGUCUACGGAGAGAGCUAGACGGCUACUGGGCAACCCUUAUUGCGCAAUUCAACCAAGCACUUGAAAAGUUCAACGACCAGGGCUGGACAGCGUUCCCCGAGCAGAACAACACGUCUAAGAGCGUUACAGGGGGAGGAGUACUGACACCGCCCCAGACUUCGCCCGUUCGCCCGGACGUUCUUCCUCCGCCAGGGGAUGAAAGUGCUGGCGAUUCGGGCGAGGAAACGAAGAACCAGUCUGAUAGCGCCUUGCCACAGGAUCCCACAGAUCCCGACGAUAUCAGCGAAUCGGACGUGUUCCCGCCACAAACCAAUACUACUUCUUCGCCUGAGACUCCGACUCGUGAGGGCAUAAAUAAAUCAAUCGAUGUGCUCAGCCGGCUGCGUAGGGGAUACGCGCUGUCUCUUCAAGCGUACAUCGACGCGAACGAUCAGCUCGACGGCGGUGACCCGGGCGACGCGCCGAGGAUCAAGGCGAACAACGAACAGAUCAUGUCGUACAACAAGUUGAUCUGGGACCUGGAUACGGAGAUCGCGAACCUGAGAAGUCGAAAGCCGCUGGACAAUCUCGGCGCGAGUACGAAGAAUGUUAUCAUUGCGCCUCUACCGGCUUGGGAGCUUUACAAGUAUACCAAGAGGUUCGAAGGCCAGAAGGAUCUGCCUGGGGAUAUCCGCAGUUUGGCGCCCGGUAACUUGCCCGGCGAUCACCCGGCGCCAGGCAUCCCUAGGGUCGUCGUAGGCGCUCCCCAGAGCUUCGGCCAAUAUCCUGCUCCGGCCACCACGCCUAGGACCCUACCUCCAGCUUCGAAUCCCGUUCAGCCUCCGGUUCAACCUUCAGUACUGCCUAAGACUGUACCACUGCCAAAGACUCUGCCACUGCCAAAGACUCUGCCACUACCUCAGACUCUACCUCCAGUUCAACCUCCCGCUUAUCAGACCGGGGGCCCGGCUCCUGACAAUCAAGGUCAGUCUCAAGCUUUCUACGAACGUCGUCGUGCUGGCUAUCCCGCUGUCGACCUGCGUGAAGAAGUGUCCGGGGGUGAAAGUGGUGACCCUCCUGUUUCUCCCCGUUACCGUCGCAGUCGUCACAACCCCGUCAACCGAACCCUAUUUCCUAAUAAGCCGGGGCGCACCGUUGUUGACUUGUCGACCGAGGAGGCCACGCCGCUGCACGGGCACUCACACCCCGACAGAAGGCGUGUGGUCCACUCUCGUGCCGACCGUUUCCGAAACCCGAGGACUAACCCUUAUGAUGAUGCAGUCCCCUCGAACCAGCCGGGCCAGCCAGCUCACACGUACGAGUGGUCUUGGAACGAGCUCCCGGGCAUGACCUUCGAGCAGUAUCUCCAGACGCUGCCGCCGUCCCUCCAAGCUGACACGGACAGCGCCAAGUACCACUACGACAUUAUCAAGAGCUCCGUAGCGAACGUCAACGAGACGCACAACCAAGCGUUCCAGCGUCCCAAGGAGCUCGACAAGUUGUAUCAGCAGCAAUACAACCGCAGGACCACGGCGACGCCUAAGAGCGGGCCCGUCCGCGAGUGGUCCAUGAGCGACAUCGCGAACAUGACGUUCGAGGAAUACUACAACUCGCUCCCGGAGAGGAGGAGGCCGGACGAGAUAAGCGCCAUCAAGGACUUCAAUUCCAUCCGGGCUAGCAUCGACAACAUAGCCAAGGCCUUCUACCCGGAGCCCGCCCCGCCGGAGGGGUCGGCCUCGGCCGCGUCGGUGCACAACACGAAGCUCCCCAGCACGAAGUCUCCCAGGAAGCCGCACGCGCAAACCCCCGUCAGCAAGGGGUCGGCCAUCUCCGGGGGGGUAACGAAGCCGAAGCCGUCGAGGAAGAAGUCGCGGUCGGGCGCGUCGAAGCUGUCCCGGCACCCCUCGUACUGGGACUGGAGCGACUGGGCCGAGCUCGUCGACAACCGGUACGACCAGUACCUGCAGAAGCUCGACGAGAGCGAGCGGGCGAGCCACGCGCUAUCCGAGCGGCAAUUCUACCGUCUGAGGCGCGAGGCCCUCAGAUCGUUGUUGACGUCCGGACACGUUAACGAGGCCAAUCAGGCAGAUACCGGCGUGAUAGCCCGGUCCGGUCUCUUCGACGAGUACUUCAUGGAAAGGCUAGGGAGAACAGCACAGGGCCAGAGCGGGGCGCCCGUCCCGAGCGUCAUACCGCCCAGGCGGUUCCCGCCGGUCCUGCCUACGGUCCCGGGGCAAUAUGGCACCCAAUACGGCGGCGCCACCAGCACCAGCCUGCCGGCGCCGGGGGAUAGUCCUGCCAACAAGAUCCGACGCUUCGUCCCGAGCCCACAUAGGUUCGGCCCGCGCGACAGGACCUUACCCGGUCCGUUCCACCGCUCGCCUACUAUCCCGCCGACGCCGUCCCCCUUUCGACCCAGGACAACGCCUCAUACACCCACGCAAUUGCCCCCUUCCACGGAAACCCCAUACUCAGCACCACCAGUAGUACCUCGACAUAUCCCGGGUCCUGCCCCUACCCCUGCCCCACGACCUACUCCAGCUCCCGGCCCGGCUCCCGGCCCGGCCCCGGUACCCAAGACCAUCUCAGACAGCCCGCGGCGCGUGCGCUCGAUCUUCAGCAAGAAGCGCAAGGUGCGGGACUACCUGGAGCCGGCGGAGGCGGUGGAGCCGGACCCGGAGGAGCUGGUGCCGGACGGGGACGGGUGGCCGGACCUCAAGUACCUGAUGCGGGCGUACCGGACGGCGGAGCGCGCGCAGGUCGCGCUGCCGCAGCGGGCGGGGCGUAUGGUGCAGGCCAAGUGGCGGAUCCGCGGGGUCAACACGCCGGUGGCCUGGAAGCCGGGCAUGGCGCAACUUUGAGAAAGAAAAAAAAAUGAAGGUGGGACGGGAUGGGCAUAUGUCGGUGCUGUCUUGAAAGAAAGAAAAGGUAGAAGGGGUAGGCGGACGGACGGACGGAUGGACGGAGGAUUAGUUUAUUCGACGGGGAACCUGAAUCACGCAUAUUAUACAACUUAGGAGGGAGAGGCUAGGAGGGUAGGAGUUUCUGGAGCUUUAAGUUAGGAGGGACUUGUAAGAUGGGAGAGAAUUGGGGUUUUUUUUUCCACUUUCUUUUUUGUAGGGUACUUACAUCUAACCUACUGCCAUAGAGCUUUUCUUAUGCUUUCCUUUGUAGGAUAAAUUUAAUUUAGGUAUUUCCGUUUGUUGA
Messenger RNA from Daldinia caldariorum, 4665 nucleotides. RefSeq lists its product as uncharacterized. NCBI's taxonomy places the organism in Eukaryota, Fungi, Ascomycota, Sordariomycetes, Xylariales, Hypoxylaceae. The record is from RefSeq and is a predicted model, not a curated record. The transcript has 3 exons. The coding region runs from base 123 to 4319 and encodes 1398 amino acids.